AUGUAUAAAACAUAUUCGUUCAUAAUUUGUGUAACGUUUUUGUUAACUCAGACCCUUGCUUCACCUGCUAAAUCAUCAGAUAUUGAAGAAAUGCGAUCCCUAUGCAACGACCAUAAUGAUGCAUUUUCCUGUAUUAAAUUCAAAGCUUUAAACUUUUUAAACAACAUUUAUAAUCAAGAUUCAUUCAAAUUAUCCGAUGAUGUUGAGUUAAGGAAAAACGAUUACUCAGGCUUCCAAUUCAGUGGACGUUCAGAUACAGAUACACUGGAUAAAAUUCAAGAAUUUGUUCAAAGCCAUGAUGUCACAGUUAAUGUCCCAUCAAUGGGAGCCAAAGUGACGGUUUCACCAAGAAAUUUGAAUUCAGAUGAAUUUUCAAUCAAUGUAAAGUUAGCUGAAAAAAAUAGUAACAUUGGAGACGCUCGAAAAUCUAAGUUGAAAAAAAUUGCGAUUCCUUUGAUGGUUUUUGUUUUGUUAAAAGCAAUGACUUUGAUACCACUAGCUCUAGGCGUUCUUGGUUUGAAAGCAUGGAAUGCAUUGCAAUUAUCUUUCUUUUCAUUUGUUAUCUCAGUUGCUUUAGCAAUUUUUCAAUUAUGUAAAAAAAUUGCAACUGAUAACCACCAUCCUCACAUUACUCAUGCGCCAUGGGAGGCAGCAAGGAGCAGUCAGGAAAACAAACCUAAAACUGACUCUCAAGAAAUGGCAUAUAACGCAUAUUUAUAA
Culicoides brevitarsis is the source of this 720-nucleotide messenger RNA. RefSeq lists its product as uncharacterized. The record is from RefSeq and is a predicted model, not a curated record. Lineage: Eukaryota; Metazoa; Arthropoda; Insecta; Diptera; Ceratopogonidae. Gene Ontology annotation, cellular component: membrane. The transcript has 3 exons. The coding region runs from base 1 to 720 and encodes 239 amino acids.